This is a messenger RNA of Sycon ciliatum, 1318 nucleotides long. RefSeq lists its product as uncharacterized. The transcript is spliced from 5 exons. Bases 265 to 831 code for a protein of 188 amino acids. NCBI's taxonomy places the organism in Eukaryota, Metazoa, Porifera, Calcarea, Leucosolenida, Sycettidae. The record is from RefSeq and is a predicted model, not a curated record.
AGGCAACCAAGCAAAGGCAACAGCAAUUCAUCGUGUUGCUGUCAGUUUCAAUAAACAAGCUUGGUUUGUAAAUUGAACUUCGAAGUAGCUGCUUGCCGAUCCGCUGAUGUACUUUGCGGAUUUUCUACAACAGAAGAUGUGAUCAGUUGGCAUCCACGUAGAGUCACUCAUCAACCAAAGACGUAGACCAGGAAGAGGUCCCAACCGCGCCUAUCUAUUUGAGAUAAGUCUAAGUUUUGCCGGACAGAGAACUCUCGUCACUCGAUGGCCAUCUUUGAUCUAGUCUCCACGGCACUCGUGGUAACUACAGUUCUCGGUGGGACCUUGGCUAGUAGGGAGGACCCAGCCAAGUACACCACCCCGGAGUCACAUCCAUUCCAAGCUUCCUGCAAAGUGACCUGGUCUUUCGGAACAGGCUGUGAUGCGGUUAGCGAAAAGCUAGUGGAGCGCAUGACUGCCAUGCAGCACUGCACCACCAAUCCCGCAGCAGUGUGUACAUUCUCGGACAUCAGUAUAGAGGAGAGCAUGAGCGAUGGAAUAAUGAUCACCGCACAGUUUGCCUCGGCACUGACAAACUACGUAGAGGACAUCACAGUCAAGCUCUAUUCACCCUUCCAAACACCUAAGUACAGAUGCACAGGCACGGGCUACUCCGCAGCAAGACGUUUCUACACUCACAGUGAUCAUGGUGGUAACUACUGCACACUGUAUGACUUGAUCAAAGAUGACUUUGCCGAGCAGUAUGGCUUUGUCAUGCAUACCGACCCAGCAACAUGCACUGGUUACACUGACGGCAAGGACAGAACCAACCCAAAAACCUACUGCUCCUAAGCAGGAGCCUACCGCAUACGCAUUGCUGUUGGUGAACCGAUCACCCCCGAGAAUUGAGUUGCUUUAUGAUGUCAGCAAACGGAACUGAAUGACAUCAUAAAAGGUCAUGAUGAGGUCAUCAUUUGACACCCUUGAAGACUCUGUACAUUAUUAGCAACCUGGCCUGUAUUGAGAAAACUACUUGUAUCCACAAUGGCAUUGUAUUCUUAUCACAUGCGACAACAUUCUCAAUUGACAUGAAACCCCGUAAGUCCAUCCACGUUCAAAGCUCUUUCAAUGCAGCUUCUUGAAUUCAUCCUGCAGCAAUAUAUGGAUAGCUAUUAUGAUCACUGUAAUGCAUUACAUCAAAGCCAUAAUAUGAGUCAGUAUAUUCCCAUCCCACUCAUGUUCAUAGAUUCUCUGUAACACAUGAUAUGAAUAGCUGGAAUGCAAACCCGACAAAUCCAUUUCAUCUCUUUUCGAAUAAUGGCCAAGAAAGGAUACAUUU